AAAAGCAUAAUAUUAUAUCACGUGACCCCAUCUAGCUCGCUGCUCACCUGACCAACACUCACUACCCUGUACGGUAGUCUGUCUGUGGUCAAGAGUGCCCUCAUCAUGCUCCUGGAACUGCAUGUCUGGGGUCCGGCGUUCUCGCUGCCCUCCAUCGACGCGCAAUGUCUCGCGACCAUGACCUAUUUCUCUCUCGUCCUCCCCAAGGAUGCCUGGGUGUUGGUUGCCAGCAGCGAUCCCUCCGUUUCGCCAACAAAUGAACUGCCUGCCCUGCGAAGUGGCGCCACCUGGGUGAGCCGGUUCCGGAAUAUUGUCGACUACCUCCGUCAAUACUCGGGCGGCGAAUGGGAUCUUGACAGGGAUUUGACCGGCGGCGAGAGAGCGGACAACAUUGCAUUCUCCUCCUUUGUCGAAUCUCGCGGACAAUCCCUCGUCGAUCUCUCGCUGUACGUCUCGAGCCAGAACUACUGGGACAAAACCUCGCCAGCAUACGGCGCGAUCCUACAAUGGCCGAACCAAUGGAUCCUUCCGCCCAAGAUCCAUGCGCAGGCCAAGCUGCGUACCGAGCACCUCGGCCUCUCGUCGCUCGACCUCGAAGCCAUCCGCGAACAAAAGGACCGCGAGCACUCGGCCGCCGUGGCGGCGGGCAAGAUCCCCAAGACCCUCAUCCGCAACCCGCGCGAGACCGUCUCCACCCUGCUGAGCAAGACCUCCCAGCAGAACCAGUUCCGCCUGGAAGCCCUGACGGCCGAGUUCUUCGAACCCCUCGAAUCCCUCCUCGGCCACCAGCCGUAUUUUCUCUCUCCCGACCGCCCUACCACCCUCGACUGUCUCGCCCUGGCCUAUCUCUCCCUCGCCGAUAUCCCGGACCUGCCCUUUUCCUGGCUGCGCGAUGCCAUGCGCUCCAAAGCACCAGGCUUGACAGCGUACACUGACCGAAUGCGCCGUCACCACCUAGGUCUCGAGGUCAAAGUGAUAGAUGCUUUAUCUGCGACUUCUACUUCUUCUACUUCUUCUCCUUCUCUCCCCUGGCAAGCGCCAGAGCGCGCCUCCUUCGCAACCCUAGGCAAAACCCUCUACGACACCCUUGCCGACUCGACCCCCAUCCUAAAACACAUCCGUCUGAACAACCGUCUUCGCGAGGCCGCCCUAGCCCCGCACUCGGGCCUUUCAGGCAAAGAAAGCAAAGCGGUAUCAGCGUACGCCCUCGCCCGCAAACACGACCUGUACCUUUCCAUCGGCUCUGUCGUGGUCUCCCUAGCCGCCUUGGUAGGGUAUAUGGCGCACAUCGGCCUGGUGGGCUUCUCUCUCGCCGAGCAGGAAGUACCCUCGGGCACAGAUCCGGAUCCUGAUGCUGACAUCGACGCCGUGGUUGAUGCGGGGCAGGUCGGCGAUUUCCUUUCCAUGCUCUAGCAUAUAACUCUAUAGUGUGGUAUCUUGGUAUACUUCACUCAUACUUGGUAUACACUCAAGUUCAUCCAAGUCUACCUGUUAUUUAGCGGUUAGUGUAUUAUUAUCAUCUUUGGUAUUAAUUAUAAAUUAGCAUUGUUUAUCCUUGAAGAAUUCUCCAUCCAUGUAUUUAAUCAUUCAUCGUAUGCCUAUAGACUUUCCAUGGGUAUAUGUCGUAUAGGAUGUCCAGUCUCUAUACUUAGCAGGUAUAUAUCUAGAAGCUUAAGCUUGGCAGUCAGAUAUAAACUGAAGCAUGCUUGAUCCAUAGGCUAUACAA
Messenger RNA from Penicilliopsis zonata CBS 506.65, 1726 nucleotides. RefSeq lists its product as hypothetical. The transcript has 3 exons. The coding region runs from base 106 to 1413 and encodes 435 amino acids. Gene Ontology annotation, biological process: mitochondrion organization. Gene Ontology annotation, cellular component: SAM complex. The record is from RefSeq and is a predicted model, not a curated record. NCBI's taxonomy places the organism in Eukaryota, Fungi, Ascomycota, Eurotiomycetes, Eurotiales, Aspergillaceae.